AUGGAACAAACCGAAGUAAAAAAAUAUUUGUCGAAAUUCGAAAUAAAAGGUAUUUGCAUGAAUAGCGAAAAUAGUGAGAAAAUAUUUAAAAUAAGCCUAAAAGCUAUAAAGGAGAAUAAGUAUGAAAAGGAUAUAGCAAGUCAAAUAAAAAUGAAAUGUGAAAAUGAUGAGUUAUUAAAUAAAGAGAUUUUAAACGAUGAAAACAAUUUAAAUAUGAUAGACAAUUUAAAAAAUGAAAAUAUCGGUUCAUGGCAAUGUAUCGUUGGAAAGAAUUUUGCCUUUUCUAUAAAUUACCAAUUUAAUUGUAUGAUUUAUUUUAAACAUAAAUCUAGUAAAUUAACUAUUUUAAUAUACAAAUCUAUGUGA
Messenger RNA from Plasmodium malariae, 366 nucleotides. RefSeq names its product dynein light chain, putative. The record is from RefSeq and is a predicted model, not a curated record. The transcript has a single exon. Gene Ontology annotation, cellular component: dynein complex. Gene Ontology annotation, biological process: microtubule-based process. Lineage: Eukaryota; Apicomplexa; Aconoidasida; Haemosporida; Plasmodiidae. Bases 1 to 366 code for a protein of 121 amino acids. Gene Ontology annotation, molecular function: dynein light intermediate chain binding; dynein intermediate chain binding.